UUACCGGGUUCUGUGCCAGAGGUCCUCUACAACAGAUGGGGAUCUCCUCUCGUUGCGCGCACGCCAGGCACGCAAACCCCAGUGCUUGUAUGCUCCGAUUGUUUCCGAUGCGCAGAUAGGGCGAACCGAGCAGACAACGAGCAGACUAGGCAACGCACGGUUAACGACUAUAUCCCGCCCGAGCCCCCAACGUGGCAGAGAAGAACCAACCCCAGUUUAUCGUUCGUUAACAAUACAUAAAGCCUGAAGAGGUUCGGGAAAUCAUCAGACAGUCUAGCAGCUCCUUCCCUCCUCUCAUGCUGACUGAGAAUGGAUAACAUUCAGAACGGGGUUCAGGUCGGAGACAAAAAGUUCAUCAGCAAGGCAACAGUCCUGUCCCACCUCAAAACCUACAACCUCUAUUAUGAUGGACAGAACCUGCAGUUGAGACACAGAGAGGAGGAAGGGGAGCUGAUCGUGGAGGGUUUGUUGAAUAUCUCCUGGGGCCUGCGUCGACCUAUUAGAUUGCAGAUGCAGGACGAUCACGAGCGAAUCAGGCCUCCUCCCUCCUCUACCUCCUGGCACUCCGGCUGUGCCCUGGAUAAUCAGAGUAGCAAUGAAGGUACCCAGCAGAUCCCGCCCACCAUAGAAGUGACUGAGCUCGAAAGCCAAUCAGAGGACACCAUUGUGAAGGAGGAUGAGGAAGAAGAGGAAUAUGAGAGCUCCGCCCAGCUGCUGAGGACGAAGAGCGAUGCAGGGAUUCUGAGACGGGGCCAGCGCCGGUCACCUAGUGACCAGAGAAGGUUACGACGACACCGCUUCUCCAUCAACGGACACUUCUACAAUCACAAGACUGCAGUCUUUACUCCAGCGUAUGGUUCAGUGACUAACGUGCGGAUCAACAGUUGUAUGACCACGCCUCAGGUGCUGCGAGUGCUACUUAACAAGUUUAAGAUUGAGAACAGCCCUGAUGACUUUGCGCUGUAUCUUGUACACACCAGCGGGGAGCGUGUGAAGCUGAAACGCAGUGACUACCCCCUGGUGUUGCGUGUGCUUCAGGGUCCAUGUGAACAGGUCAGCAGAAUCUUCCUGAUGGAGCAGGACCUGGGAGAGGAAGUCACCUAUGACGUGGCACAGUAUAUUAAGUUUGAGAUGCCAGUGCUGCAGAGUUUCAUCACCAAGCUGAUGGAGGAAGAGGACCGAGAGGUGCAGAAACUCAGGAGCAGGUAUGCAUAUCUGCGGUGUAUCAUAGAGAAGCAGUUGCAUUGUCUUCCUGAGGGGACCACCUGUAUGUGACCUGGUUUAGGGAGGGACAACCACAUCUUCACAAAACCUUCCCAAGAUCUCCCAGACCUGUUCAGCUACCCCUCCUCACCCCUGACUCCGUCCCAAGCACAAAACAGGAGUGAUCAAGAACCACCCAGAGGAGAGGCACCCAUUUCAACUUCGCCUUAUUAUCUUUCAAGACCUCCGUAGGGACAGUGUACACAUUGUGAAGCAUGCCACCCUCUUUCCUGAUUCCUGCUGUUUCUGUCCAUACCAUUUACAGACAGUACAUGCCCACUGGGCACAGAAGUCUAUUCAGCUUCUAGUUUUGAUUUACUUCUGAUUGAGUUGUCAACUAACGUGAAUUCAACUUGAAAUUAACAAAAAAAAAUGAUAGGUGGUUGAAAAAAAUACCAAAUGCUCUUACAUUGAUUACUUUUUGCAAAUCCAGUUGGUUUUCCACUGUAAUUCAACCUCAUCAAGUUGAUUUGGGGGGUUGAUAUGACGUGGAAACAACAUUGAUUCAAUCGGUUUUUGCCCAGUGGGUAUCCUCUUUUCCGUCCCAAUCCCUUUCUAACAUACCUGCCCCUCGGUAGUGUUAUCUGCAUAACUGUACCAUGUCAGCAAUAAUAAUGGUUUGUGGGGAAGGUGAAGGCUGGCACUUUUCAUAUGGGGGCCUGUAUGGAACAUUGAGCCUGCCCCAUGUUCUAUCAUACCACUCUGAUGCACAAGAAUUUAAAGCACAAAACCAGCUUCCUUAGUUCUUUUGAGCUAGACAGCACUCGAUCUCUCGCACUCUUUCCCUCUAAUUUUCCUUUCAACAAUUUUGCCACCUGCAGAUAACCUAACUUGUCUCACAUUUAACAUCUCUCUCAAAACCAGAACAUACCUCAGACUCAGUGACAUCACACACUAGAUGAGUUUCUCAGCCAGUCAGUGAGGGUGUUGAAUGACUCCUGUCCUGUGACAGUGUGAUGUUGAAACGUGCCUGUCCCCAGUGUGUUGCAGGACUCUCUUUAUGAUCAGCUCUAGUGAGUCUGUAACUGUAAUGUAACUUAAUGAUUGUCCACAGUUAAUCUGAAACCUCCACCUAACACUGUUACCUGUGUGUUAUCCCUCGAUCAGACCGACAGCGUCAUUGCAUCAAUGCUGCGUAAGAAAUUCUGCAGUGAAACUUUUUUCAUUAUGUAAUCCGAUGUAUGAGAUGUGUGCAACAAACGUUCAUUCACCUUUUGCUACUAUUUCUGUCAAGUCUACUCAUACAAUUUGAUGCAUACGUUUGAUUUAUCCAACAUCUGCACCACACAGAGCACAGAAACUGCCUCUGCAACACAAUGCUGCAAGGCAAACGCUGUGUUCCAUUGGAAAUGAAUGUACUUCUGGUGUACCAAAACGCAAUGACGCUGUCAGUCAGAACUGUUUUUUUCACCUUUAUUUAACUUGGCAACUCCGUUAAGAAUGUUAGCCUUGCUUGCCACGGUUAUAAUCCCAUGGUGUGAUAUGACCUGUGUGUCUACAAACACCUGGAGACUGAAGCACAAAACAGAGAGAGGACCAGAGUUCCUUAAGAUUGUGACUUAUGUAGAUGAUGGAUCAACUACAAUAGCUCAAACGAGGGAAUGUUGUGUGUGUGUGCACGCAUAUCUAAAGCAGUACUUAGUUGCCUUGUAGAUAUUGAUCUGUGUGUGUGUGUAUGACUGCAUACAGGACUUUGAGAUGUGGUACAUCAAUUCUGUUACACCUACACAACUGGUCAAACGUUUUAGAACACCUACUCAUUCAAGGGUUUUUCUUUAUUUUUUUAAACUAUUUUCUACAUUGUAGAAUAAUAUUUAAGACAUCAAUACUAUGAAAUAACACAUGGAAUCCUGUAGUAAAGAAUUGGAAUCAUGUAGUGUUAAACAAAUCAAAAUAUAUUUUAGAUUUGAGAUUCUUCAAAUAGCCACCCUUUGCCUUGAUGACAGCUUUGCACACUCUUGGCAUUCUCUCAACCAGCUUCACCUGGAAUGCUUUUCCAACAGUCUUGAAGGAGUUCCCACAUAUGCUGAGCACUUGUUGACUGCUUUUCUUUCACUUUGCGGUCCAACUCAUCCUAAACCAUCUCAAUUUGGUUGAGGUCGGGGGUUGUGGAGGCCAGGUCAUCUGAUGCAGCACUCCAUCACUCUCCUUCUUGGUAACAUAGCUCUUACACAGUCUGGAGGUGUGUUGGGUCAUUGUUCUGUUGAAAAAGAAAUUAUACUUCACUAAGCCCAAACCAGAUGGGAUGGCAUAUCGCUCUAAAAUGCUGUUGUAGCCAUACUGGUUAAGUGUGCCUUGAAUUCUAAAUAAAUCAGUGUCACCAUCAAAGCACCCCCACACAAUAACACCUCCUCCUCCAUGCUUUACUGUGGGAAAUACACGUGCGAGAUAAUGCGUUCAGCCACACCGCAUCUCACAAGACAUGGCGGUUGAAACCAAAAGUCUCCCAUUUAAACACCAGACCAAAGGACAAAUUUCCACUGGUCUAAUGUCCGUUGCUCGUGUUUCUUGGCCCAAGCAAGUCUCUUAUUAUUAUUGUUGUCCUUUUAGUAGUGGUUUCUUUGCAGGAAUUCGACCAUGAAGACCUGAUUCACACAGUCCCCUCUGAACAGUUGAUGUUGAGAUGUCUGUUACUUGAACUCUGUGAGGCAUAUAUUUGAGCUGUAAUUUCUGAGGCUGGUAACUAAUGAACUUAUCCUCUGCUACAGAGGUAACUCUGAGUCUUCCAUUCCUAUGGCGAUCCUCAUGAGUACCAGUUUCAUCAUAGCGCUUGAUGGUUUUUGCGACUGCACUUGAAAUGUUCAAGAUUGACUGACCUUCAUGUCUUAAAGUAAUGAUGGACUGUCAUUUCUCUUUGCUUAUUUGAGCUGUUCUUGCCAUAAUAUGGAUUUGGUAUUUUACCAAAUAGGGCUAUCUUCUGUAUACCUCCCUACCUUGUCGCAACACAACUGAUUGGCUCAAAUGCAUUAAGUUUUGAGCCAAUCAGAAAUUCCACAAAAUAACUUUAAGAAGGCACAACUUCUUCGAUAUAGGGGGUGCUCUUGGCAAUGACUCCUUAUAUGGCUGUGGAGGAGCUAGGAGUCAGCUUACCUUUUCCACGUUUUCCCCAAGGUGUCUGCAGCAUUGUGACAUAUUUGUAGGCAUAUUAUUGGAAGGUUGACCAUAAGAGACUACAUUUACCAGGUGGUCGCUUAGUGUCCUGCAUCGCAAUUAUUGCGUAUCUCCAGCUGCAGUAUUUUUCCGUUUGCCUCUGAUGACAAACCGACUGCCAGGAAUGAUUUUUCAUCGAAUAGAAUUGUGAAAAACACCUUGAGGAUUGAUUCUAAACAACAAUUGCCAUGUUUCUGUCAAUAUUAUGGAGCUAAUUUGGAAAAAUGUUUGGCGUUGUGACUGCAUUUUCGUUUUUUUUUUCUUAGCCAAACGUGAUGAACAAAACGGAGCUAUUUCUAUUACACAAAUAAUAUUUUUUGAAAAAAUGAACAUUUGCUAUCUAACUGAGAGUCUCGUCAUUGAAAACAUCCGAAGUUCUUCAAAGGUAAAUUAUUUUAUUUGAAUGCUUUUCUUGUUUUUGUGAAAAUGUUGCCUGCUGAAUGCUAGGCUUAAUGCUAUGCUAGGCUAUCAAUCUUACACAAAUGCUUGUGUAGCUUUGGUUAAAGCAUAUUUUGAAAAUCUGAGAUGUCAGUGUUGUUAACAAAAGGCUAAGCUUGUGUUUCAAUAUAUUUAUUUCUUUUCAUUUGCGAUUUUCAUGAAUAGGAGACGUUGCGUUAUGGUAAUGAGCUUGAGGCUAUGAUUACGCUCCCGGAUACGGGAUUGCUCGACGCUAGAGGUUAAUUGAAAUGCAUUCCAGGUGACUAUGAGAAUGCCAACAGUGUGUAAAGUUGUCAUCAAGGCAAAGGGUGGCUAUUUGAAGAAUCUUGAAUAUAACAUAUUUUUUGAUUUAACACGUUUGGUUACUACAUGAUUCCAUGUGUAUUUCAUAGUUUUCAUGUCUUCACUAUUAUUAUACAAUGUAGAAAAUAGUCUAAAUAAAUAAAAAACCUUGAAUGAGUAGGUGUUCUAAAACUUUUGACCGGUAGUGGAAAUCUUCCCUCAGCUUUUAAAAGGUUGCUGUAUAUUGUUUGUGAGCGCUUGUGUGCGUGCAUGCAUAUAUGUUUGUCAUUUAAAUUUCUAUUGCUCUUUCAAGACUGACACGUUUAUUUCAUGAUAUUUUAGCUGUUGUAAUGUUGCAUUCUGACUGAGCACUCCUUUUUUUGAGGACACCCUCUUCAAAGUCAAAGACAUGCCACUAUUUGGAAAUUUAGUAUUUUUACAAUAAUUGUUAUUAUUUAAUAAAGAGUUAUCUUGAAGCCAA
Molecule: messenger RNA, 5614 nt
Organism: Oncorhynchus masou masou (cherry salmon)
Lineage: Eukaryota; Metazoa; Chordata; Actinopteri; Salmoniformes; Salmonidae
Product: ras association domain-containing protein 2-like
Exons: 10
Coding region: 310-1275 (321 amino acids)
Biological process (GO): signal transduction; positive regulation of JNK cascade; positive regulation of protein kinase activity
Cellular component (GO): cytoplasm; nucleus
Source: RefSeq, a predicted model, not a curated record